Messenger RNA from Bicyclus anynana (squinting bush brown), 1347 nucleotides. It is a transcript of the gene orb2, whose product is annotated as cytoplasmic polyadenylation element-binding protein 2. NCBI's taxonomy places the organism in Eukaryota, Metazoa, Arthropoda, Insecta, Lepidoptera, Nymphalidae. Gene Ontology annotation, biological process: negative regulation of cytoplasmic translation. Gene Ontology annotation, cellular component: synapse; cytoplasm; nucleus. Gene Ontology annotation, molecular function: ribosome binding; mRNA 3'-UTR binding; mRNA regulatory element binding translation repressor activity. The transcript is spliced from 10 exons. The coding region runs from base 60 to 1340 and encodes 426 amino acids. The record is from RefSeq and is a predicted model, not a curated record.
ACGAUAAGCCUUAUCGUCAGUCGAGAGCCGACCGCCGUGCGGGUCGGACGUAUGCUCGGAUGGGAGAGCUCCAAUACCCCGGCGCGCCAAGCGUCGACGAUGAGAGGCAGUAUCGCGCACCCUUCCGCAGGGCGCCGCAGUACAGGUGGGGGGCGCCGCAGCCUCAGCAGCCCUCGGCCUUCGCCCCGUGGAGGCGGGCCCCCGCGCCGCCACGACCCCCUGACUACAGGCGCAGUGUCUCGUACCCUGGCAAACCCGAGGAGCCUUACCAGGAUCGAGGCGGAUUAGACAACAUGAGAUCACUAGAGCACUACCUGACAGAUAUCAUGAGAGCAGACACAUCUGACCAUAUGAAGGGCAAGUCGCCGUUCUUCCCCGGCGUGGAGGAGGCGGGCGUGGCCAGCGCGGCGGGCGCCGGCUCGCCGUCGGGCCCCGCCGAUCAGACGCAGGACGUCGUCUCCCGGCUCAGCGCUGCCGGGCUGUCAAUGUGCGUGAGCGCGCUAGGGUCGCCGGCGCGUUCGUCGCCCGUGUCUGCGGGCUCGGAGCACGGCGAGCGGUUCAGUCGGAAGGUGUUCGUCGGUGGACUGCCUCCAGACAUCGACGAAGAUGAAAUCACCUCAUCCUUCAGGCGGUUUGGGCCGCUGGUGGUGGACUGGCCACACAAAGCCGAGAGCAAGAGUUACUUUCCGCCCAAGGGAUACGCUUUUCUGCUAUUCCAAGACGAGAGCUCGGUGGCGGCGCUGAUGGAGGCGUGCAUCACGGACGACGACAAGCUGUACCUGUGCGUGUCGUCGCCCACCAUCCGCGACAAGCCGGUACAGAUCCGCCCCUGGCGGCUGGCGGACGCGGACUUCGUGCUGGACGCCAGCAUGCCGCUCGACCCGCGCAAGACGGUGUUCGUGGGCGGAGUGCCGCGCCCUCUCAAGGCUGUGGAGCUGGCGAUGAUAAUGGACCGGCUGUACGGCGGCGUGUGUUACGCCGGCAUCGACACCGACCCGGAGCUCAAGUACCCCAAGGGUGCGGGCCGCGUGGCGUUCUCCAACCAGCAGUCGUACAUAGCGGCCAUCUCGGCGCGCUUCGUGCAGCUGCAGCACGGGGACAUCGACAAGAGAGUCGAGGUGAAGCCCUACGUGCUGGACGACCAGAUGUGCGACGAGUGCGCCGGUGCGCGCUGCGGCUCCAAGUUCGCGCCCUUCUUCUGCGCCAACGUCACGUGUCUGCAGUAUUACUGCGAACACUGCUGGGCGACGAUCCACUCGCGGCCGGGGCGCGAGUUCCACAAGCCGCUGGUGAAGGAGGGCGCCGACCGCCCGCGCGCCGUGCCCUUCCGCUGGUGUUAGAGGGGGC